This is a messenger RNA of Sceloporus undulatus (fence lizard), 2881 nucleotides long. RefSeq lists its product as uncharacterized. Bases 576 to 2468 code for a protein of 630 amino acids. Lineage: Eukaryota; Metazoa; Chordata; Lepidosauria; Squamata; Phrynosomatidae. The record is from RefSeq and is a predicted model, not a curated record. Gene Ontology annotation, molecular function: zinc ion binding. The transcript has 2 exons.
UAAUUUAAUAUACAAACAUAAAAUAAGCACACCCUUCCAUACAUUUACAGUUCUCUUCUUUGCUUGUAGCCUUCUUCGUAUUUUUCUUCUCCUCCUCUGAUCUUCUCCAUCUUCUUCUUCCUCAUUCCCUCCUCCCUUCUCUCUUUCCACCAUCCUCUCCUUUCUUCUCCCUUUCUCUCCUCCUCACUUUUCUCCUCAACUUGUCUACCUACUCAUACCUUCGUCCUAUGUACUCAUGCCCUCUACUAUGAGUCCAUUACUCAUCUCUAAAAACAAGGAGUGGUUUUUUAAGUCAUUUAUUUUAAACCAGGUUAGUUUGAAAUUAUAUAUAGUUGUAUGUAACUAUAUGUUUGGGUUAAUAUUUAUUAUAUAGUGACGCUUGUUUUCUGUUGCUCCAGAGAACAGGACCCCGAGCAACGGAUGCCAGCUGCAGGAAAAGGGAUUCCACCUCAACAUUGGGAAGAGCUUCCUGACAAUCCUCUCAUCUUUCUUUUCUGAACUUCCUACCACCUUUUUAAUUAUCAACAAUUCAUGGGCCAGCAAGUAUAGAGGUGAGAGACUGCCACGCUACAGGUAUGGAGUCAUGCAGCCACCCAUAUAUGACUGGCAGGACAAGUGAUCUUCCAAUGGAAGAAGUUCUAGCAAUUCUCAGGAGAGAAUGCCUAGAUGAAAGUAAAGUUAUUUCAUUGCCACCUGUGCUGCCAAAGGGAGGUGAUGUGUUUGUGUACUGUUCCUCCUCUCCUGAUCCUAAACAUGAGCAUGAUUAUCGUUUUGACCGGUACAGAUGGGUAGCAAGGGGGUCAAAUUUCCAUCGGAGAAGGUUGCACCUCCCCACUGUACUGAAAAGAUACUACUGUCUAAAGGACCCAGCUGGAUCCUGGAAAGACUCACUGCUUGGUUUCAAGAAACAUAUAUUCUGCCUCAGGGAGUGCACAGAUCCUAGAAAAUUGUACAUUAUCCACUAUUUGGGUGAUGAAACAUUGCACCAGCCUUCCAGUCAUGGUAACAGGAAGCAUUCAAAGAAGCCUUUUACUGGCACUACGAAGAAGGUUUUACCAAAAAUAAAAAUAGAAUCGAAGUCACACAAAAAGCCAUUGAAAGCCUAUAAAGAUUUACAAAUGGUUGCAUCACUGGACAGUUCUCACAGAUGUAUGGCCAUUGAUCAUUCACAUAAUCUGAAAUGGGUACAGAAUGCAUCAUACAAACUCAACCAGAAAAAACAAAUUAGCAAUGAUGAAAUAUUCAACAUUGUGGAACUCUCAUGCCAUCUUGAAAAUUUUAUCAUGUCGUUCACGUUAGUCCCCAAUGUGACUGUUUCAUUUGCGCAUCCCGGUAUCAUUGCUGAGGCAGAAGCUCUCCUCUCUCUCUCAAGUGAAGAUGUAUCCUUGCCACAACUUGUGUCCUAUGACACAACUUUCAAACUAGGCGAUUUCUACUUAUCUCCCAUAGUAAUAAGAAACAUUAUUCUAGAAGGAGAUCCAAUACUCCCUGUUGCAUUUCUCCUACAUACUAAUGAAUGUACGGCAUACCAUGUUGACUUUUUGUGUGAAAUACUUUCAAAACUGGGAGGAGACAACAUGGAAAAAAUACCAUUUGUAAUAGACCGAGAAAGUGGUGUUGUUCAACCUUUGGAAGAGAAAUUCCCACAGAUUCCAAAGGUAUAUUGCAGAAAUCAUAUCCUAGGAGAUGUGACGAUGUGGGUAAAGGCUCAUGGUGGGAAAAAAGAUGACUUGAUAGUUUUAACAGACAAUGUGACACAACUGUUAAAAUCAUCAUCCAACGAGCAAUAUCAGAAGAGAUAUGGGGAAUAUAGUGUGCUGUGGAGUCAACCAUUUAAAGAAUUUUUUGAUAAAGAACUGAAGGAUUGCAUUCCCAAAUAUGCUGCAAAGUUCCAUAUUGAAAAAUUUGCUGCAUUCAGAAGUGACCAAACUGCAACCAAUAACAUCAGUGAGAGCAUGAACAAGAUGAUUAAGGAUGAGAUGGACUGGACAGAUAUACCAGUUGAUGCUAUGGCACUCACAAUGUACUAUAUGCAAACAUAUUUUUUUUAUGAGUUCAAACGAGCAUAUUGUGGUCUGGGAAACUAUUCUCUUAAAAUGCAAUUCUUACACCUACAGAAAUCAUCUCUGAACGUAGAUUUCCCUUUAUUUUACCCACUUGAAACAAUUAUUGAAAACAUAAAAUCCACCCAAGAUCAAAACCGUCCCAGGACAGGUGUGGAAAAACCAAAGAAUUGUCACAUGAGCCAAAUAGCUCUAGCUAAGCUGUGCAAGGACUCUGGAGGAGUUGCUUUCUGCUCUCAGUCAGGCACCUUCACUGUCCGUGAUGUUCACAGUAAUAAAAUGCAAGCAGUUACACUUUACCCUCAACCUGCAUAUUGUUCUUGUCGCAGUACAGGGCAAUGUUACCAUGUUAUUGCUGUUCAAAUGUCAAUUUGUUGCAUGGAAAGAGUUGACAAAGAGUGUUAGAUUAAAUAAAGCUGGAAAGAUAAAAACCCAGAUCAGAUGACUAUCACUGCAGAGAAAGCCCAGCACCUGAUUCCACUGUCUGUAUGUUAUACCAUGAACAUCAUCUUCCACGUAACUGCAAGGUCACUGACACAGUCCUUGAUACUUCAGAAAUUAAAGUGUAGAUUGCUACACUUGCAAACAGUGCAAUCCUUGAGGAUAUGUCAUGGUGAUGUUCACGGAAAGGUUUGUUUAAUGUGCUCAUGGAAUGAUACAAGGGAGGGAGACGGGGCAAUGGACAAAAAAGAAACAUGGCCAAAGAAAAAGUGUUCUGCACAAGGAGGGUUAUUAGUAAAAGUUAUCAUAGUUGUAAGUUUAAUGUGUUUUUCUGUUUAUAUAUAUCAAGAUAAAGUUGUCGACUAACUUUCAUCCUC